This is a messenger RNA of Drosophila takahashii, 3241 nucleotides long. RefSeq names its product Pre-mRNA processing factor 4 kinase (gene Prp4k). Gene Ontology annotation, biological process: peptidyl-threonine phosphorylation; mRNA cis splicing, via spliceosome; peptidyl-serine phosphorylation. Lineage: Eukaryota; Metazoa; Arthropoda; Insecta; Diptera; Drosophilidae. The record is from RefSeq and is a predicted model, not a curated record. Gene Ontology annotation, molecular function: ATP binding; protein serine/threonine kinase activity.
AAAAAGGAGAAUUGAAAAGUUUUACCCAAUUUUCCACGAUUAGUUAAAGAAAAAACCAAAGGAGCACGCUACGUGCACAACUCACCCCCCGUUCAACACACCGCAAUGAUGACCGACGACAAAAGCUACGACUCCAGCAACAACAGCGAGUCGGAGGAGCGUCGGGCCAAGCACAAGAAGGCCAAGAAGCACAAGAAACACAAGAAGUCCUCGACGGGCAAGGCGGAGAAGGACAGGCAUGCGGCCCACAAGAAGCACAAGAAGGCGAAAAAGCGACCCCACCGCGCGAGCGAAUCCUCCAAUGACUCGGAUGCGCCGGCGGAGAACGCCAAGGCCAAGCUGGCCAAGAACUCUGGGCUGAGCAGCAAGUUCACCGAGAUCAUGCAGAAGGCCAGCCGCAAUGGAGGCGGCCUCGGCGACUUCCGCAUCACCAAGCCCCUGAUGGCCACAGACCCCAGCAGCCUGGUGGAGGAGAUCACCAAGACCAUUCAGAACAAGGUGCUGCCCGUCUUGGAGGUAGCAAGUUCGGGCAGCGAAAGCGAUGCCCCCGCCGAUGUGGCCAGUCCCAUUAUAGCGACCAUCAUCGAGGACGAGCUCAACUUGGAGGAUCUGAUGAGGCAGAAGGCCAUGCUGCAGGCUCGCCUGGGCGCCUAUAUGUCGGACCCAGAGGCCGAGGACAGGGGCCCAAAGCCAGAGCUGGCCCAGGCCAAGCCAAUGCCCAAGGUGGCUCCGCCGCAACAGCCCCAGCCACAGGCGAUGGCCGCCGCCGCCAGCAAGUCUGCAGCGCCGCUGGCUACUGCAACCAGUAAACAUGCUAAUAUUAAACAGUCUAGCACGCAUAACUCAAAUGAAUCCGAUGUUAUAUUGUUGGAUGAUUCUAGCGGAGGCCAGCGAACCCCCUCGCCCACGCCCGAGAAGCGAAGACGCCACGCAUCCCCGCUCCCAGCAGCCCCGAGGAGCCGCGCUCGUGAUGACCCCAGUCACGGACGACGGGAACGGCGCUCGAGGGAGCGGGAACGCACGCCCCCACGCCGUCGGGCAGCAGAGCAGCAGGCACAGGCCCGACCACGCAGCCGCAACCGAAACAUGGAGGACCUGCGACAGGAGAUCAAUCGCGACAAGCAGAGGGAGAGGCGCGACCACAGCCGAGACCGGGAUCGGCGACCCGCGACCACCAACGACCAGGUGCGACCAGGUCGGGGCCGAGAGCGGGAGCCAGUGCGACCCAAUCGCAGCCAGCGAUCGCACAGCCGCAGUAAGUUUGAGUCGGACAGGCGACGAGAGCGGGAGCGGCAGAAGGACCGGGAUCGUGGUGGCUUUGACCGUGGUGGCGGGCGCGGAGGAGGACGUGGCGGCGCGGACAACGGGGACCGGGAUCGGUACAAGGGUUCGCUGAGCGAGGGGCAAAAGAAGCACGACAAGGAGAGCAGUGACGAGGGGGCCGACCUGGACAUUGACAUAGCCGAGGACGAUGAUGACGAAGAGCGUAUCAUUGAGCAGCGUCGAAAGAAGCGUGAGGAGCUACUCAAGAAACUGGGCACUGGACAGGAAUCGCCGACGCCCCAGAACUCCGUUAGGUACGAGUCUCGCAGCACUUCGCCAGGCUCGUCUCAACGCGAACGGGCCCAGAGGACGCCGACGCCGGACGCUCUGCCCAGCUCCGAUCCACCCAGCUCGGAGGUGCCAAAGGAGGAGCACCAGCUGCUGGACAACUCGAAUAGCCAAAACAAAAACACCUCUGUCAAGGAAACGAAACGCAACGAGUGGGAUAUGUUCGCCGACCAAGAUGUGGACUCGAAUUUCGAUUCACCCAACACGAUUGUGCAGAAUAAGCAUCAGCAUGAAAAUCCCGCCCUCACCGACAACUGGGACGACGCCGAGGGCUACUACCGCGUUCGAAUCGGUGAGGUGUUGGACAAUCGUUACUUGGUCAAUGGAUACACCGGCCAGGGUGUCUUCAGCAACGUUGUGCGUGGAAGAGACCAAGCUCGGGGACAGGCCAAUGUGGCCAUUAAGAUCAUACGCAACAACGAAAUAAUGCACAAAACUGGCUUGCGGGAACUGGAAAUUCUUAAGAAACUUAACGAUGCUGAUCCGGAAGAUCGAUUCCACUGCCUGCGGUUGUACCGUCACUUUUUCCACAAGCAGCAUCUUUGCAUGGUGUUCGAGCCCCUGGCAAUGAACUUACGUGAAGUACUUAAGAAAUACGGCAAGAAUGUGGGCCUGCACAUCAAGGCAGUUCGUAGCUACACACAGCAACUGUUUUUGGCACUCAAGUUGCUGAAGAAGACGGGUAUUUUGCAUGCGGACAUCAAGCCGGAUAACAUUUUGGUCAACGAAAAUAACCUGAUACUGAAGUUGUGUGAUUUCGGUUCUGCCUCGGCCAUCAGCGACAACGAAAUAACACCCUACUUGGUGUCUCGGUUCUAUCGUUCGCCGGAGAUCAUUCUGGGCAUACCCUACGACUAUGGAAUCGACACCUGGUCCGCUGGUUGCACCAUCUACGAGCUGUACACGGGGAAGAUUCUGUUCAGCGGGAAGAGCAACAACCAGAUGCUCAAGUUUUUCAUGGACGUCAAGGGCAAGAUACCAAACCGAAUCGUCCGAAAAGGUCAGUUUAAGGAGCAGCAUUUCGAUCAGAGCUGCAACUUCCUGUACCACGAGAUAGAUAAGCUCACCGAAAGGGAGAAAAUUGUUGUGAUGCCGGUCGUUAAGCCUUCGCGAAGCUUGCAGCAGGAACUAAUUGCUGACCAAAACCUGCCAGACGAUCAGCACCGCAAGGUCACCCAGCUCAAGGACUUGCUGGAGAACAUGUUUGCCCUGGAUCCUGCCAAACGGAUCUCCCUCAACCAGGCACUCGUUCAUCCGUUCAUCCAGGAGAAGAUGUAGAUCGAAACGUAAUUCUAUUUUACCUAGCCUAGUAAGACAACCGAUACGCCAAACUCGCGCGUUAGUUACUAUUUCUCGUUCGUUAUCAGACAAACAACAUGCUCACCCAAGAAUCACACACUAUCUAUACAUCUACGCAAGCGAUGUAAAUAAGUUCUGUGGUUUUUAGCUAGCUGUACGGCGCGAUUUUUGAGAAAGGAAUUAUUUCAAAAUACUAUUAUUCAGUUAGCAAAUGUUCCGCAACUUGUUAUUCGUGUGUGUUUUCAUGCGUGUAUAUAAGUAUUUUAAUGCUACUACUGUAUAAAAAUGCAUGUGACCGAUUUGCCACACACAAUAUAUAUAUAAACACCUA